This is a messenger RNA of Candida albicans SC5314, 1374 nucleotides long. RefSeq lists its product as uncharacterized. The record is from RefSeq and is a predicted model, not a curated record. Gene Ontology annotation, biological process: transmembrane transport. Bases 1 to 1374 code for a protein of 457 amino acids. Lineage: Eukaryota; Fungi; Ascomycota; Pichiomycetes; Serinales; Debaryomycetaceae. Gene Ontology annotation, cellular component: fungal-type vacuole membrane. The transcript has a single exon. Gene Ontology annotation, molecular function: transmembrane transporter activity.
AUGUCAGAAGGAUGGAUUUCAUUUCUAAUUGAUGAGAUUGGUCUUUAUACCCUCUCCAAUGCCGGAACAGAUGUAUACAUUAUCAUUCUUCUUAGAAUGAUUAGAUUAAUUGGGUUUGGUGCAACAUCUUUAAUCCUUGCAUUAUUCUUAAAAUCACUAGGCAUUCCAGAACAAUAUAUCGGAUUAUUUAUGACAUUGACAUUUAUUGGGGAUUUGGUGUCUUCAUUCUUAUUAUCUAUCAUAACUGAUCAAAUUGGAAGGAAAAAAAUGUUGCUUGCUUGUUCGGUCUUGAUGACUUUGACAGGGGCUGUUUUCGGUUCGUUUGAAAAUUACUAUGUUUUGGUUAUAACUGCUAUUCUUGGAAUUUUGACACCCUCUGGAGGGGAAGUUGGUCCAUUUAGAACAGUUGAGCAAAGUUCUAUUGCAUCAUUGGUUCCUCAUGAGAAGAGAUCAGACAUUUAUGCUUGGUAUACGUUUUUGGGAACAUUUUGUGCUGCCUUUGGGUCAUUCUUGGCAGGAGCAUUGAUCGACAUUGUUCAGGACAACUAUGGGUUCACCAUAGUGCAAAGUUACAAAUGUGUAUUUUGGGUCUACACGUUGUUAUCUGGUAUAUGUGUUAUUUUAUGUUUAUUCAUCACGGGAAAUAUUGAAGUGAAGCCAGACCCUGGGCUUGAAGAACCAGCAACCACACCAGAAGACAAUGAGUCUGAACCAACUGAAACAUCUCAAUUAAUACCAACAACAGGUAAUGUGACCAAUAAACCCAAGAAUAAGUUCAGAUUAUUGCCACAUUUAUCGCCAGAUACCUACUUACUUGUCAUUAAAUUGUCCUUAUUAUUUGGACUUGAUUCAUUUGCCUCAUCAUUAACUCCAAUCUCAUGGAUUUCAUAUUAUAUCAAAAACAAGUUUGAUGUACCAUCAUCUUAUUUGGGUUCAGUUUUUUUCACCACUGGAUUUGUGAGUGGUUUCACAUCACUUGGUAGUACACCAUUAACCAAAAGAUUUGGGGCAGUUGUGACAAUGGUCUUCACUCACUUGCCAGCAUCGAUAUUGUUAGCCCUUGUCCCACUCCCAUCUUCUUUCUCCUUGACUAUGGGCAUUUUGGUCGUUCGAGCAUGUACGCAAACAAUGGAUGUAGCACCCAAACAUGUAUUCUUAGCAACCUUGGUGUCAGAUAGUGAUAGGACUGCAGUGUUUGGAUUUGUCAAUGUUGUCAAAACAUUAGCACAAGUUGUGGGUCCAAGUAUUGUUGGUGUAAUCACCCAACGUGGUGCCCAAUGGAUUUCGUUUGUUAUUGCUGGGUCAUUGAAGGCCACCUACGAUAUCGGAAUGUUGGUAACAUUUUUAACUUACAAUCGUCAUGCUGUACACUAG